Rhodamnia argentea is the source of this 1207-nucleotide messenger RNA. RefSeq names its product protein OVEREXPRESSOR OF CATIONIC PEROXIDASE 3. Gene Ontology annotation, cellular component: nucleus. The record is from RefSeq and is a predicted model, not a curated record. Gene Ontology annotation, molecular function: DNA binding; DNA-binding transcription factor activity, RNA polymerase II-specific. NCBI's taxonomy places the organism in Eukaryota, Viridiplantae, Streptophyta, Magnoliopsida, Myrtales, Myrtaceae. Gene Ontology annotation, biological process: regulation of transcription by RNA polymerase II. Bases 50 to 1087 code for a protein of 345 amino acids. The transcript is spliced from 4 exons.
CCUCUGUCCACGGUGGCGGAAAACCUCUGGAGGGAGAGAGGCCAAACCCAUGGCUUUCGCUCCAUCCAUUAACGCUUCAUUCUCUGCUCAACUCCACUCUUCGGUACCCAGAAAGUGCCUCUUUCGUUGCACUGAUAAUGAACCCGCGACCCUGAAGUUUUCUCUUCCCAGGACCUGUCCGUCUCGCUCCUCCUCCGCGCUCGUUUCCGCUCGUCGUCGCAAGGACGACGCUCCGGUCGCGAAUAAGAAGAGGGGCAGGAACAAGCAGAUUUUGCCUAAAAGUAAUGAUGAGGAAGAGGAUGAUUUGGAUGAGGAUGCGUUUGAAGUGCUAUUCAAUCAGCUCGAAGAAGAUCUAAAAAAUGAUGGACUAACAUUAAAUGACGACGACGACGAUAUAAGUGAAGAAGACCUUGCUAGGCUGGAGCGUGAGUUGGAGGAGGCCCUAGGUGGUGAUGACCUGGAGAUGUUUGCAGGCCGUGCGGAGAACUCAGGAGUUGAUGAUCAUGCUGAAGCAGAAGAUGGCAGUGAUGACGACGAUGAUGUUGAGAGCCCAGUUGAACUAAAAAGAUGGCAACUUAGAAGAUUGGCUGUUGCUCUGAAAGCUGGUCGCCGGAAAACUAGAAUUAAAAGUCUUGCUGCUGAGCUGUGUCUUGAUCGAUCUAUUGUUCUUGAACUGCUGCGAGAUCCGCCUCCAAAUCUUUUAUUAAUGAGUGCUACGUUGCCUGAUGAACCUGCACAAGUGGGAACAGUCCUUGAAGCUGAAACUGCACCGAUUGACAUUGCUCCUAAUGAGAUAAUAGCAGAUGCUGCGGACCCUGAACCCAAACCCACCGAGAAGGCGCCUCUUCAUGUGAUGCAACAAAGGUGGUCAGCGCAGAAGAGAUUGAAAAAAGUGCAAGUUGAUACUCUGGAAAGAGUUUACAGAAGAACAAAGCGCCCAACUAAUGCAAUGAUCAGCAGCAUUGUGCAAGUGACCAGCCUACGUCGGAAGAGAAUCGUGAAAUGGUUUGAAGACAAGCGUACUGAAGAUGGAGUUCCGAAACAACGACUUCCUUACCAAAGAUCGGUGGCCGAAACUGUUUCUUGAAAAUGGUUGCGCAAAGCUGUAUCAAUUGUUCUUUUCGUUCUGUGAAUUGGUGAACGUUUAGCCGUAUGUGCAGCGCUGUUGAUGAUAUCAUAGUGAUAUAAUAACACUUGAUGCAGUAAA